AGCAUAUCCUCAGGUCACAGAGAGUAACCUCCCUGUUAUGCUUCUGUCGGUUGGAAAUUGCUAUCACAUUUAACAAUGUCAUUGCCGAUUCGAGCCUUUAUUAGAAGUUUUUCCAGUGGUAGCAUUCAGCGAAGUGCGAUUAAAAAUGUGACGAUUAUUGGCGGUGGUCUUAUGGGCGCAGGUAUUGCUCAGGUUGCUGCAUCCACUGGACAUAAUGUUGUAUUAGUUGACCAGACUAAAGACAUUCUCAAAAAAUCCCAUUCCAGCAUCGAGAAAAGCCUGCAGAGAGUUGUGAAAAAACAAUAUGCAGAAGACCCAAAGGCUGGUGAGGCAUUCAUGGCUAAAGUCCUAAGCCAGCUUUGUACUGAAACAGAUCCUGCAGCUGCAGUGAAGAGUUCAGAUCUUGUCAUUGAGGCGAUAGUGGAGAAUCUGGAAGUAAAGAAGAAGUUGUUUGCAUCACUCGAUAAAGCUGCGCCCAAGCAUACCAUAUUUGCCAGCAACACUUCGUCUAUUCCCAUUAAGGAGAUUGCUGUUGCCACUAAGAGGAUGGACAAGUUUGGUGGCCUGCACUACUUCAACCCUGUGCCUGUCAUGAAACUACUCGAAGUGAUUAGAAUCCCAGAAACCAGCGACGACACUUUCAACAAGCUUCUGGCAUUUGGCAAGGCUAUGGGCAAAGUAACGGUCAACUGCAAGGACACGCCGGGGUUCAUUGUGAAUCGUCUGCUAGUUCCCUACAUGAUGGAGGCAGUCAGAAUGGUGGAGAGAGGGGAGGCAACUCCACAAGACGUGGACACUGCCAUGAAGCUUGGUGCAGGCUACCCCAUGGGCCCGUUUGAACUGACAGACUAUGUCGGCUUGGACACCUGCAAGUUUAUCAUUGAUGGGUGGCACGCCAAGUACCCCAACAACCCCCUGUUUGAUCCCAGCCCACUGCUGAACAAGUAUGUGGCAGAGGGGAAACUUGGCAACAAAGUUGGCGAGGGAUUCUACAAGGCAAAGAAAUAGCUGGCCAAGCUAGCUCCAGGGACAGUGGCUCUAUGACAGUUGAUUGGCGCGCUGAUUUGCAUUACUAUUAAAAUUGCCAGUUCAUAGGACAGUCGUUGUGCUAGAUACAUUUCACAAAAAUUGCAUAAAUGUCUAACUGACAAUUUGUCAUAGAGUUAACACUUAAAACACUUAAAGUAAGUUUGUUUUUGUCUUAAAGAAAUUGUACUUAAAUAUUGUUCAUUUGCACAUUAUGCAAGUGGAGUAUGCCUUAGAAUACAUGGAUUUUAUUUGUCAUGUUGUUGAUUUAAAAUAAACCCUGUUAUAAUUGAA
This is a messenger RNA of Dreissena polymorpha, 1320 nucleotides long. RefSeq names its product hydroxyacyl-coenzyme A dehydrogenase, mitochondrial-like. The transcript is spliced from 7 exons. Gene Ontology annotation, biological process: fatty acid beta-oxidation. The coding region runs from base 76 to 1008 and encodes 310 amino acids. Gene Ontology annotation, cellular component: mitochondrion. Gene Ontology annotation, molecular function: (3S)-3-hydroxyacyl-CoA dehydrogenase (NAD+) activity; NAD+ binding. Lineage: Eukaryota; Metazoa; Mollusca; Bivalvia; Myida; Dreissenidae. The record is from RefSeq and is a predicted model, not a curated record.